AGGGAGGAUGGAGAAAGAGGAGGAGGAGGUGGUGGGAAGCUGCUGAAAGCCAAGGAGAGUGGAGUGUGUGUGCUUACAAAUGAGACGUGAGAGGGGGAAGAAAGAUGGUCCCUCCCUGCUGCCUCCAGACAAGUAGCUGAAGGAGAGAGAGCGGGAGAGAGAGGAAAAUUGGCUUGUCAUCCUCUUUGAGAAAAGAAAUAAAGGGUGUGUGUGUGCAGGGGGGGGGGAGAUAUAGAGCAGAAGCCUCCUCAGCUUUGGCUGGUCCAUUACGCCAGCUGUGAAGGAAAUUGCGGCCCCCCAUUGUCUGUCAGCGCCGGGGCUCCGUCUGAACCUGAUGUGUGCAUGUCCAUGUCAGGGGGUCAACAGGCAAAUGACAGCGGCGCUUGGAGACCGGAGGAGAGUCCAAGGGAACGACCUUGAGAGGAAACCUUAAAAAUGCAAUGGAGUGAAAAAACGAAUCAUCUUGGGAGGAAGAAAAGGAGACAUUCUGGUUAAAGGAGCAAGAGCCACUCAGCGCAUUAUGCCUUCUUCUCCGGGGAAAGCCAAGCUGUGCCGCCUUCAACGGAAACAAUAACGCUGCUGGGAACGCCCCUGAAUGGUCGAAGUGGUUUGGGGUGGGGGUUUUCUGUGUUGGGGGAUCCUGUUUCCACCACUCCUUCUCCCGGCGGGAAGUUCUGGAUGUACCCUGUGAAAGUUUCUACCCUGGAAGGAAGUCGGUCUUGCCAGUUGAAAAUGAGACACUUUCAGAUGAACUUGCUUCUCAUCUGUGUGGCAACAGCCACCGCAAUCCCUGUAGUGCCCUGGCGGGUCAAAUGCCCACUGCAGUGUGUGUGUCAGAUCAGACCGUGGUACACCCCCAGGUCUGUGUACAGGGAGGCCGCCACCGUGGACUGCAAUGACUUGUUCAUCUCCGCGGUGCCCACCAGCUUGCCAGAGGGGACACAGACGCUGCUCUUGCAAAGCAACCGCAUCGCUAGGGUGGACCAGAGCGAGCUGGACUAUCUGAAAAACCUGACGGAACUGGACCUGUCGCAGAACAGCUUCUCCGACAUCUGGGACUUCAGUCUGAAGAACAUGCCUCAGCUGCUAAGCCUCCACCUUGAAGAAAAUCAGCUGGUGGAGUUGUCGGAUAACAGCUUCUCUGGCCUGGCCAACCUCCAGGAGCUCUAUCUAAACCACAACCAGCUUCGUAGGAUCUCCCCACGGGCCUUCUCAGGCCUCAGUAACCUCCUACGACUCCACCUCAACUCUAAUCUCUUGAGGACAGUUGACAGCCGCUGGUUCCAGGUGCUCCCCAACCUGGAGAUCCUCAUGAUCGGAGGCAACAAAGUGGAUGCCAUCUUGGAUAUGAACUUCAGGCCUCUGUCGAACCUGAGAAGCUUAGUGCUGGCUGGGAUGAAUCUGAGGGAGAUCUCAAAUUUCGCCCUGGAAGGGCUGAGAAGCCUGGAGAGCCUGUCUUUCUAUGACAACAAGCUGGUGCAUGUCCCCAAGCGGGCGCUGCAGCAAGUCCCUGGCCUUAAGUUCCUGGAUCUGAACAAAAACCCUUUGCAGAGGAUCAGGCAGAGCGACUUCAUGAAUAUGCUGCACCUCAAGGAGCUGGGCCUUAACAACAUGGAGGAGUUGGUUUCCAUAGACAAGUUUGCCUUGAUCAAUCUCCCUGAGCUGACCAAACUGGAUGUGACCAACAAUCCCAAGCUGUCCUUCAUCCACCCCAGUGCUUUCCAUCACCUGCCCCAAAUGGAGACACUGAUGCUCAACAACAACGCCCUAAGUGCCUUGCAUAAGCAGACGGUAGAGUCCCUGCCCAACCUGCAAGAGAUCAGCAUCCAUAGCAACCCCAUCCGCUGCGACUGUGUCAUCCGCUGGGUCAACAGCACGGAGAACCACAUUCGCUUCAUUGAGCCCCAGUCCACACUGUGCGCCGAACCCCCGGACCUGAAGAAGAGGCACAUCCGAGAUGUUCCCUUCCGGGAAAUGACCGACCGGUGUUUGCCUCUCAUCUCCGCCAAGAGUUUCCCCUCCCACUUGCAGGUGGCAGACGGUGAGAACAUCUCACUACAUUGUAGAGCCCUGGCAGAGCCAGAACCAGAGAUCUACUGGGUCACACCUUCUGGGGUCAAACUGAUCCCUUACUCGGAGGACGGGAGGUAUAAGGUGCACCCUGAAGGGACGCUGGAAAUACGCAAGAUAACUGACCGGGAGGCUGGUCUCUAUACCUGCGUGGCCCACAACCUCAUUGGUGCUGACACCAAGAGCAUCAGCCUGAUGGUCAACAGCUCCUUCCCUCUCAGCAUGGACAACCUGGAGCUCCUGGUGAAGGAAGUCCAGGCCUACCACAUCCUUGUCGCCUGGAAGCCCCACCUCAACACAGUCUCCUCCAAUCUCACCUGGUCCAGCUUCUCCUUCAGCUCCAGUAUGGAUGUGACCAACGUGGCCCGGAUCCCUGCAGGAACCCAUGUGUAUAACAUCACCCGGCUCCACCAGGGCAUGGAGUACUGGGCCUGCCUUCACGUGGCCUUCGUAAACUUGCAGUCCAAGGUGGCCUGCGUGAAUGCCAGGACUAAAGAGGCUGGUUACCGGUACCAGUACCUAGAGAGCAGGCAGAGUGUCUUGACGGUGCUGGCCCUCUGUGUCUUGCUGCUUGCUGUCAGCCUGGUGGGCCACUAUGGCUUUGGCUCCUUCAGGCCACAGCCUGGGAGCCCUGGGAAGCUGCCCCUGCACUGUCUGCCCUGGAAUCUGGGCUCCUCCUCCGUGCGUGUGAUCUACCCUCCUUUCAUCAAACACUGGGAUCAAGGCAGGCCUGGGGAGAAGCUCCUUGGCGUAGAGGUGCAAGCAACGCCGCUGGACUCGUGAAGGUCGUCCCUUUGGAGGGGCGUGGAGUGGGGGUGGCGGUUGCCGGGGUGGGGGAGCAGGCAAGUGGAACUAUUUUUUACCAAAAAUAAGAAGACUUGACUGACCAACGAAGAGGGACAUGGCCAACGUCCCAGCCUUGCGGUGCCUCUCUGCCCCCCAGGCGUCACCCAAGUCACCCAUCAGCAUUUGGCCAAACAGAUUGUUUCUCUUACAGACAACCCGCUAUUACGGGAUUGGGAGAGGUUCUCAAGUGAAUCUUUGGCAUAGCGAGGGACAAUGAAAGGCAACGCCCAGAGCAGAGAACAUGAGCAGCCAUAUGGUAGAUCUACAGAGGACACCGAGCCCCCGGCAGCCCAGCUCUGACAUGCCCAGCUGUUAGUCCAUUAGCCGGAUGGGCCCUGUCUUGGAAAUACACAAAGGCCUUUCCCUUUGGGACUUCUUUUGUGUGUAUGUGUGUGUGUGCGUGUGUGUAUGUACAGCCAUAGAUAACCGAGACUCAAACCUGCCAGCCCUCUUAUUCACUCACCCGCUCAAGGAACAGAGUGGGGAGAGGAGAAGAUGACCCUUGGGCUAAGGAAACAAGGAUGAGAUGUUGUAUCUCUGAAUGGGCUAGUGACGCCUUCCUGGCUCCGACUGAAUUCUGCUGUGAAGAGCCAAUCGGAUCCUAUAACCCAAGAGCUUGAUUUCAAGGCUAUUUUAUAAACUUUUGUGGAUAAUGUUACAAAAAAAAAGAGGAAAUUCUUGCUUUUCUGUUUUUGUAAAAAAAGAGAAACAAAAAAACCUUUGUACCCUGGUCUCUAGUUCGAAGGCUCCGUGCUAGAAAAAACAUUGCUGAAUGGUAGGGGUGGGAGGGGUGGACGGGCAAAAUCUCUGAAGGGAUGGAGGUUCCAGGAACACAGUGUCUUAUUUCCAAAUAGCUGCACUUUGCUCUCUGCACGUGGCCCAUUGCAUAACUUGAAACAUCCCGAGAGAUGAGAGUGAGAAGAGGCUUUAUGGGGGGUGCGAGGGGAAUAAAUAUUCUGGUCUUCAAUGCUGUCAUCACCUCCCUUUCUCUGAUGAGCAAUUUAACUUGCAAAUGAAACAUACCCGUGGACAGCAUGAGUCCCAUCCCCCCACCCCCAUCUGUUUCUAAUUAUGCCAUACCAAGAGACGAUGCCUUCCGUAGAAUUUCAAAUCAGUGAGCUUGGGAGAGUUGGCUUCCCUUUGCUAGUGGUGUAUGGAUGUUUUUAUUAAAAGCCUCAUUUGUUUACUUUUAACUUUCUAAGGAGCCUUUAAUUGGGGGUGGGAAAUCAAAUGGAAAGAGAAAGGAAGAGACAGGUGAGCUGGUUGCUGGAGAAACAGAUGGAUAGCUAGAGAGUGAUGGAAAGAAGCCAUCAGAAAUGGAUCAGUGUAAAUAGACAACAAAAUAAUUUUCCCACCAUGAAGUAUAAAGUCCAUGGUUAUGAAUGUUGCUUUUUCUUUCUAAAUCUGUGCAAGAGAGUGGUCGUAAGGGGCCAGAAGACAAAUGAUUUGGUUAAUGUAUAUCUGAGACCAGCACCUACAGUGUAUUAGUAUACUGAGAGUUUUAAAUUAAAAGGCAUGGGAAGAUGAGUAGCAACUGGAAGUACAGGUUGAACCUCUCUAGUCUGGCACUCUCUAGUCCAGCAUCAUCCGUGGUCUGGUAUGAUUGUAGUUAGCCAGAUGUCCACUUAUCAU
Pelodiscus sinensis (Chinese soft-shelled turtle) is the source of this 4548-nucleotide messenger RNA. RefSeq names its product leucine rich repeat neuronal 2 (gene LRRN2). Gene Ontology annotation, molecular function: protein binding. Gene Ontology annotation, cellular component: plasma membrane. NCBI's taxonomy places the organism in Eukaryota, Metazoa, Chordata, Testudines, Trionychidae. The record is from RefSeq and is a predicted model, not a curated record.